This is a messenger RNA of Schistocerca gregaria, 450 nucleotides long. RefSeq lists its product as uncharacterized. The transcript has 2 exons. Lineage: Eukaryota; Metazoa; Arthropoda; Insecta; Orthoptera; Acrididae. The record is from RefSeq and is a predicted model, not a curated record. Bases 1 to 450 code for a protein of 149 amino acids.
AUGACUCCACCGACGACGCCCCCAUCGCUCGUUCCUCCGUUGCGGGCACUCCUGCCGCCGCCGCCGCUGCCGGUCCGGUCUCCUGUACCAGGAGGGCGCCUCACGCCACCACAACAGUCGCUCGUCCGGCCGCCGCCGUCGUCGCCACCGCCGUGUUCCUCCGCGGUGCCGGAACCGAUGGACGCUGAGGCUUCCGUCACGCCGCCGCCACCGUCGUCGCCCAGGGAGGUCGUUGUCUCCGCCUCCUCAUCCGUCAUACCCAGUGGCAGCGCGCGCCCUGGGAUGGUUGUCAACGGGGCGUUUCCCUCGCCCUCUCAUGAAAAUUUCGGGGAGGCAGGUGGGCGGGGUGCCCCGGCAGUUCUGCUGCCCGCCGCCUUAGUUGCGCCGCCCCUGGGUCCCUCCACCCCUUGUCGGAAGCCAUACUCAACAACGGUGAAACUACCGGCAUAA